AUGUGGCGAGCUAUAGGCCGAAAUACUCAAUACAGAAUGCUAUCGUCAAAGGACCCGACAGAAAAUGAGAUCGCUUCGCCCAUCUCGCCAGGCGAACCAUCAGUUUACCUUGCCCAUAAUCAUAGCUACUCUGACGAUGAACCACUACCAACACAUCCGUCCUUCAAAUCCAAGCUUCACAAGUUUAUCCCCCGUCGAGACACGUACUGGGGCUCCCUAACCUACAACCUCCUCGCCUUCCUCCUCCCCGCCCUCUACCAAACCCUCUCCAAGCUAUGGAUCGCCCAGAUCGACUCCUCCUCCGUCGUCCUCACCGACAUCUACACCUACAUCUCCACCAUCGCCGAAGUGCUCAACGAAGGCCUUCCCCGCAUCGCGUGGCUCAUCAUCGACAACUUCAUCUUUAUCGGCGCCGCCGAGUCCUUCGCAGCGGGAUUUGUCCCGCCCGAAGUCAGGCAGAAGAGUCUAAGCUAUGUCCGCGUGUCGGCGGCGGUGGCAAGUUGUACGAGGGCGUUGGAUUGGCCGGAUGUACCGCUGGUGGUGAGCUCGGCGGGGAUUAGACUGGCGUGUGAUGUGGUGGCUGCUGGAGUGGGGUUGGGAUAUUUUGCUUGGGUGGCGAGGAGAAAGGUGAGGGAGGAGGAAGCGAGUCAGAGGCGGAGGGGAGAGGAGCGUGAGAAUGUAGUUGUUUGGUGGUGGACGGCGGGGUUUUGGAUGAUGGCUAGAGAGGCGGUUUAUACGUUUGCGGAGUCAGCGGUGAGGAAUGCGAUUUACUUAUGGUUGGUACAUAGAAUCAUUGGCCUUGGAGCGGAUUAUGCGACGGCUUGGGGCGUGUUUAACAAGAUCCGGUGGGGGCUGGUGAUGGUUCCGGGCCAGGCCUUGGAGACGUCGGCCUUGGCGUUCGUUGGACAUCAGUGGGCUGUAUGGAAGAAGAAUAAAGAGGGAACGUCUAAGCCUGCUGCGAGUUGGGUGGAAAUCAAGAUCGUCCAGCUGAAACUCAGCACUGGUCUCUAUGGCAGUUGA
Molecule: messenger RNA, 1020 nt
Organism: Neurospora crassa OR74A
Lineage: Eukaryota; Fungi; Ascomycota; Sordariomycetes; Sordariales; Sordariaceae
Exons: 6
Coding region: 1-1020 (339 amino acids)
Source: RefSeq, a predicted model, not a curated record